This is a messenger RNA of Planococcus citri (citrus mealybug), 4214 nucleotides long. RefSeq lists its product as uncharacterized. The transcript has a single exon. Bases 646 to 4092 code for a protein of 1148 amino acids. The record is from RefSeq and is a predicted model, not a curated record. Gene Ontology annotation, biological process: DNA integration. Lineage: Eukaryota; Metazoa; Arthropoda; Insecta; Hemiptera; Pseudococcidae. Gene Ontology annotation, molecular function: zinc ion binding; nucleic acid binding.
AUGUUUUAAAAUAAAAUUACGUGUAUGAAAUAUGCAGUUAUUAAUUCUCCGAACCUAUUUAAAUGAAAAUACACGACAAAUGGCGCAGUCGGUCGAUAUUUAGUACUGUUUUUCGUCUAGUUCGCGAGUUUUGAGUGCCUGUGCGGUGGAAAAAAUGGCUAAAGUUGAUCCCAAUGUGGAAGCUUUAUGCGCAGCCAUUAAUAAACAAAGCAAGGCGAUCGAGAAGCAAAGCCAGCUUCUCCAGAGCGUUCUAGACAAACAGAGCAAAACUGCAAUUCCAGCUCCUGCUCCGGGUAAAAUUGAUAAAUUUGAAGCUGAGGCCGAAUCAUUCGACGACUACGUGGAUCGUCUUCAAAUGCAUUUUCGUAUGCAUAGUAUUACUGAUUCGACCAAACUGUAACUUUACUUACCAAUUUACCACCCAAAUUGUUUCAACUUGUUAAAUCGUUGUUAUCGCCUGUUAAACCGGAAAGUAAAUCAUUCGACGAUCUAGUUAAAACGCUUCAUGAUCACCUGUGUCCAAAGCCGUUAAUAAUCGUCAGCCGGAAAACUUUCCUCAGCUAUAAGCAGAAAGAAGGCGAAUCUAUCAGCGAUUACAUUGCGGAGCUACGUAAACUAGCUGUCAACUGCCAAUAUCCUGAAUCUAUGUUAAAUACCAUGUUACGUGACGUUUUCGUUACUGGUCUUCGUUCGAGAUCAAUUUUAGAUCGGAUAUUGGAGGAAGAUGAUAUUCCUUUAGAAAAAACGCUCGAUAUUGCUAGAGCCAUGGAGGUGGCAAACGGAGGUACUUCGCAAAUUUUACACAACGAAAAAGUUGAUAAACUUAACAAGCUGUCAUAUGCCAAUAAGAAGAAUCGAAGGGCUAAAGCUAAAGAUCAAGGUAACGAUCCUCCUAAAAGCAACACCUCUGCUUCUUCAGUCAAACAGCUGGGUAAAACUUUCGAAUCUGGCCGAAGGUGUUUUAAAUGUGCACGUACUAACCAUUUAUCUCCUCAGUGCAAAGCUAGAAAUUUAAACUGUACGUAUUGCAGUAAACAAGGCCAUGUUGAGGAAGUGUGCCGUAAAAAAGCAUCGGAUAAAUCACAGAGCUCCGGCAUUCACCAGUUUAAAGCUACAGACGAAGAUGAAAUUUAUCCUAUCAAAGUUCUCUCGUUUGAUAGUGCUGAAUGUCCACCAAUGAUCGUAACAGUUCAUCUAAAUGGCAAACCAGUGAAGAUGGAACUUGAUUCAGGUGCUAGAGCUAGUGUUAUCAGUAAAAAUAAUUUCAACCAGAUACCUGAUAACCCAACUAUUCGAUCAACAACAGUUCGUUUUCGCGAUUACGAUGGUAAUCUUAUCGUUCCGUUGGGUGUUUCCGAUGUUCGAGUUAAAUUUAAUCAAAAGGAGAAAAAUUUGCAGCUGUAUGUGCUCGAAAACGAUCGCGAUAGUUUAUUUGGCCGUGAGUGGCUACAUGCUUUCAAUAUGGGAAUUUCCGAGCUGAAUCAGUUAUCAAUGUCACGUCCCGAAGUUAUCAAAUUGGAUGAUAUUUUACAUGCUCGGCCAGUUUUUCAAAAAGCUCGAACUCCUCCAUACUCGCUUAAGGAGGCAAUUGAAACCGAAAUUCAUCGUUUGGUGAAAAUUGGAGUGUUGAAAAAAGUUGAGCAUUCAGAAUGGGCAUCGCCGGUUGUUCCUGUUGUCAAAUCCGAUCAAACAGUGCGUUUAUGUGGCGACUACAGUGGUACAGUUAACCCACAGAUCCUGGUGCCGCAUUAUCCAUUCAAAGGUUACGAUGACGUUUUUUCAAAGCUGAAUGGUGGCGAAAAAUUUACUACAGCCGAUGUUAUCACUGCGUUUCUUCAGUUAUCAGCAGAUGAACAAACUCAAAUAAUACUUACCUUGAACACUCAUCUGGGUUUAUUUCAACCUACAAGCAUCAUGUAUGGCGUUGGCUGUGCUCCAGCUUUUUUCCAAGAAUUUAUGGAUAAAAAGUUUGGUCAUUUAAAGAAUACCUGUGACGUUAUCGACGAUCUCAUCAUGACUGGUAAAGACGAUGAAGAACAUCUACAAACCAUCGUGGAGGUUUUAGAAAUUUGCCUACAGUGUAAUAUUCGUUUGAACCUGAAAAAGUGCAAAUUUCUUCAAAGCCAAGUCAAAUUUCUUGGUUAUUUAGUCGAUAAAAAUGGUGUUCACAAGACUGCAGAGAAAAUUUCAGCCAUUAUGGAUGCGCCAAGACCUCAAAACGGCGAUGAAAUUAAAUCGUUUCUUGGUAUGGUUGGAUUUUAUGGGAAAUUUUUUCCAAAUUUAGCCACUAUUGCAGCUCCGUUGAAUUAUUUAACCGGUAAAAAUCGUCAUUUCGAAUGGACAUCCGAGUGUCAAGAAAGUUUUGAGAAAAUUAAGCAAGAGAUCGCAUCGGAUCGCGUAUUAUUCAGAUACGAUCCCAACUUACCUCUUUUGCUGUCGGUAGAUGCGAGUCCAGUUGGGCUAGGUGCCGUUUUAGCGCACGAAGUCACUGGUCAAGAACGUCCGAUUAUUUUUGCAUCUCGUACUCUCAACAGAUCCGAACGUAAUUACUCACAGAUCGAUCGAGAGGCAUUGGCGAUUAAAUGGGGAAUUGAAAAAUUUGCUCAUUAUUUGUACGGUGCGAAAUUUACCCUGAUAACUGACAGUGAACCGUUGGUUCAUAUUUUCGAUCGAAAACGAAGUCUACCAAAGCUUACUGUUACUCGUUUGCAACAUUACGCAUUAUAUCUCACCAUGUUCAACUUUAAGGUGAAAUAUCGUCGAUCCGAAGACAACGGUAAUGCUGAUUUCUUGUCACGCUGUCCAAUUGGUGUCAUCGAAGCUAAUACAACAGCUGACACUUCGAAUCAAUCCGAUUUAGCUGAAAUAUUUCAAUUGAACCAACUCGAUUGUUUCAAACUUACCUCGAAAGAAAUUGGUUUGGCAACUCUCAAUGAUCCGGAGCUGAAAGUAAUCUAUGAGAAGCUUCGUUAUGGCGAAUCGUUGGGUGCAAACGAUGGAAAAUUAUCGUUACAAGGUCGCAGUAUUUUUCACGGAAUUCGAGUUUACAUUCCGCAAGUACAUCGUAAUGCAGUUUUAGACGAAUUACAUGCCGGUCAUUUGGGCAUUGUCCGAAUGAAAGCUUUAGCGCGUUCGCAUGUUUACUGGCCUGGAAUUGACCAUGAUAUUGAAGCGUUGGUCAAACGUUGCGCAUCGUGUACCGCAGUUUCCAAAGAUCCGAAGCAAGUUACGCAUUUUUGGGAAUAUCCAUCUCAACCUUGGGCUAGAAUUCAUAUCGAUUUUUUGGGUCCUUUUUACGGUCAUAAUUUUUUUAUUCUUGUUGAUGCGUAUUCGAAGUGGCCGGAAGUAUUCAAAGUACCAAAUAUUACAGCAUCAACAACGAUUCGAAUACUUCGUUCCUUAUUUGUUCGAUAUGGUCUACCUAUAACGAUUGUAUCUGAUAACGGACCAACAUUUACCAGUAUCGAGUUCAAGAAAUUUCUACAAGAAAAUGGUAUUCAUCAUGUUACAACUACUCCUUAUCAUGCUAAAUCGAAUGGCCAGGCGGAGAGGUUCGUAUUCACUUUUAAACAGGCAUUCCGUGCUCAAUGUGAUGGAAAAUUAUCAAUCGAGGAAAAGAUUGAUAAUUUCUUGCUGACCUAUCGAAGAGCUCCGAACAGCACGACUGGUGAAACUCCGGCAAAGUUGUUUAUGGGUCACGAAAUACGCACGCGCCUCGAUUUCCUCCGACCUACCAAAGGAGAAAAGAUCACCGGUACUCAAGUACCUAAUUUCAAAGUUGGUGACGAAGUUGCUUUUCGCGAAUAUCAGAAUCGCGAGUCAAAAUGGAGUGAUGGAGUUAUUGUCAAGCAGCAGGGUGCUGUUAAUUACGAGAUCGCACGUACAGACGCUGAUCAAGCUGUUAAUCGUGAUAUUGUACGUAGACACGCAGAUCAAAUUAUUCCUCGAAGUACUCCUGCUGAAAACACUCCUGCUCAAGACGAAAAUCCGAGUCAGGUUGCGGCUCCGAAACCUGAAGCUGAUUCUGCAGCUGAUUCUGAGCUGAGGCGUUCCAGCCGAUCGAAGAAACCUGUAAAUCGUCUCGAUCUAUAAAAAACCCAAAGGGGGAAGAGUGUGGUGUCUGUAUAGACGGCAGCACCGAAUUCGUAGAUCGUUGAAUCGUAUGUGUAUGUGUGCUUGGCACAAUUGUAGAUAUUGGGAGGUAUGAGUUUUAG